AUGACACAACAAUUCCCAACUAAUAUUAAUCCAAAAUAUAUCCCAUUUUCAAAAGAAAACAGUGCUAUUGCAUCAUGUGGAAAUCCAAUUGAAUUGAAUUUAAAACAAUUAUUUAAAGAUAAUACAGUAGUUGUUACAGCAGUACCAGGUGCUUUCACUCCAACUUGUUCUGAACAACAUAUUCCUGAUUAUUUAAAACAUUUACAAGAUUUUAAAUCUAAAGGAGUUGAAAAAAUUGUGGUUUUAUCAGCUAAUGAUCCAUUUGUUAUGGCUGCUUGGGGUAAAGCUUUAGGUUAUACUAAUGAAGAAAAUUUUAUUGUUUUUGCAACUGAUCCAAAUGGUGCUAUUUCAAAAGAAUUGGGUGAAGAUUAUGUUGCUGAUUUAUCAGGUGUUGGUUUUGGUUUAAGAUUACAAAGAUACGCUUGUAUUGUUAAAAACGGUGAAAUCACUUACUUGAAAAGUGAAGAUGAAUUAGGUUUCACUGAAAUUUCAAGUGCUGAAACUGUUUUAAAGAAAUUGUAA
Molecule: messenger RNA, 522 nt
Organism: Candida tropicalis MYA-3404
Lineage: Eukaryota; Fungi; Ascomycota; Pichiomycetes; Serinales; Debaryomycetaceae
Product: peroxiredoxin family protein
Exons: 1
Coding region: 1-522 (173 amino acids)
Biological process (GO): hydrogen peroxide catabolic process; cellular response to oxidative stress; cell redox homeostasis
Cellular component (GO): cytoplasm; peroxisome; mitochondrion
Molecular function (GO): thioredoxin peroxidase activity
Source: RefSeq, a predicted model, not a curated record